AUGGCCGAAUUUUUGCGGCGUCUUGUUUCGGGUGGCAAAGCUAGGUUUAAGGAUCCAAAUCUUGACCUUGAGCUAGACCUUGCGUAUGUAACCGAUCAAGUCAUCGUUAUGGGCUAUCCGGCUGCUGGUAUUGAGGGCCUCUACCGAAACCGCCGCGAGGAUGCUCAGCGUUUUCUUACUGCUCGGCACGGUAACGACUUUUGGGUAUUCAACUUCUGUCCAGUUAAAGAGAACUUUUAUGACAAGAGCGUUUUUGGAGGACGAGUGAGUCGCUACCCUUUUCCAGAUCAUCAUGCGCCUCCCCUUGCCAUUCUCCCCUUGGUUUCGAGAGAGAUACAUGCCUGGGUAACAGUUUCAAAGGAACGAGUAGCUGCUUUGCACUGCAAAGCUGGGAAGGGAAGGUCGGGCACACUAGUUUGUGCUUAUCUUCUCUCGCUGGACAACUUCUCUCCUCCUUUUCCGGAAGACAGUCACCUUGCAAAGGACUGGGUAACUGUACGCGUUGAUGAUUGCAUGCAAGUAAUCCCCAAUGAUGCUGUCCUUGAAGAACUAGGGGAAGCAGCUGUCUCCUCCACAUCAUCCAUCGUGGAAGAAAGAUUCCCGGAGACUCAGUAUGAAAGCCCAACUAUGGUCUCCAAACCCUCUGCUCCUACGUUACAACAGGUUUUAGACUUGCACACCUCGCGCCGCAUGAAAGCUCCGUCCACUUCAAAUAACACGUCGAGCACGAAGCCGAGAGCAGGUGUUAGUAUUCCUAGUCAACGACGCUGGCUUUUAUACUGGUCGCGACUUCUUGCUGGCCAGGGUCCACGUGGCCUAUGGGGACUGUCGGACGUGAAAUCGGACUUGCACAAUGGUUCCAUGUCACCAUCGAUUCUCCGGAGGAAAGUGCGCAUCACCGAAAUUUCGCUUCGACUGCGUGAGCUCUCUGGAAUCAAAGCAGGUCUCGUUCGUGUAGCUAGCUUGCUAAGGGAUCGCGGAAAGGACGAACAUGGUCUCAUUAGUCUUGGCGACAACCGUGUGUGGGCGUCGCUAGCACGUUAUGACGAUGACUUGGUUGACGCUUUAGAGCGUUGGGAGCAAAGUACUCGGGAUAUCAAUAACUUGGGAAGGCGGAAAUGCGAGUCGUCCGAAUUUGUCAGUGGUAUCUUUGACAGCGACAAAUGGGACAAAGAAAAGAUGGUACGAACUUUCGCUCGGAUGGGAGAUGAUGGAAAGCGACCUUCUGAAAUGAAUAGCGCAGACGAGAGCAUCAAGGUUUAUAGUUAUUCGCUCAGUCCGCUGACUGAGGAGCGUUGGGUAAACGUUUCCAAAGCACCACUUCGACAUGAGAAAAAUCACAGCUCAGAGCCUUCAGUCAAAUCAGAGAUGACUUCUAUCUAUUCUAUAUCCCAGCCGGUGACGAAAACUAGGAUCAAUCGCAGUGGAAUAGUAGUUGACGCCGACCGAGAGCUGCGGAUUAAAUUCUACACGGGACGGGUAUUUAUGGCAUGGUUGUGGUUCAUCCCAGCAUUUCAUAUCGCUCCUGAGACGCCAUCCUCGUCGUUCAUAUUGCCUCGACAUGACCUUGAUUUCCCAAUUGGGAUAGGCAAGGAUAUCAUAGAUGUGGAGUUAAAAAUGGAAUGGUGCCAAGACGAAGUCAAUGAUAUGCCAGUGGAUACUGGCCAGACAGACCCGCCUUCCUCUGGGGUGGAGACUGUUGUGGCCAGCCUCGCUGGUGGCGUUGAGGUUGGCCAAGCUGUCGAAAGAUAA
Molecule: messenger RNA, 1752 nt
Organism: Suillus bovinus
Lineage: Eukaryota; Fungi; Basidiomycota; Agaricomycetes; Boletales; Suillaceae
Exons: 6
Coding region: 1-1752 (583 amino acids)
Biological process (GO): phosphatidylinositol dephosphorylation; cell motility; protein dephosphorylation
Cellular component (GO): cytosol; cell projection; plasma membrane
Molecular function (GO): protein tyrosine phosphatase activity; phosphatidylinositol-3,4,5-trisphosphate 3-phosphatase activity
Source: RefSeq, a predicted model, not a curated record